Molecule: messenger RNA, 1002 nt
Organism: Arxiozyma heterogenica
Lineage: Eukaryota; Fungi; Ascomycota; Saccharomycetes; Saccharomycetales; Saccharomycetaceae
Gene: YAP3
Product: Yap3p
Exons: 1
Coding region: 1-1002 (333 amino acids)
Biological process (GO): regulation of DNA-templated transcription
Cellular component (GO): RNA polymerase II transcription regulator complex
Molecular function (GO): DNA-binding transcription activator activity, RNA polymerase II-specific; transcription cis-regulatory region binding
Source: RefSeq, a predicted model, not a curated record
AUGGAACAUAUAGUAUUUAGUUCAAUACAUAAAAAUAAUUUAAAUCCAGAUAAUACUUCAGCAGAGAAUUCAAAUGAUUUUUCAUCCUUCGCUAAGAUUCCAAUAAAUCAUGACCAUGACCCUUUAUCAUCUUCGAAUUUAGUGUCACAAUUCAAUACAUCAUUGGAUCAUGAAUCAGCUGAUAAUACAUGUCCAGGUUUAUUAACUAAUUUAGAUAAAAUUGAUUAUCCAAAUGACCAUUUAUCUCAUUUGAGUCAAUCCAAUUUUGAUACGAACGGUAGUUCAAAUAAUUAUAACAACAGCAGUAUCAAUAAUAUGGAUUAUAUAUCUAUCGAUCCAAAUACAAAUGUUAAUAUUAAUUUAAAUAUAGAUGAAUCACAACUAACGGAAGAUGAACGAAGAAUGAGGAAGAGAGCUCAAAAUCGAGCAGCUCAGAAGGCAUUCAGAGAAAGAAAGGCAAAUAGAAUGAAAGAAUUGGAAGAAAAAUUGAUGGAAAGUGAAAGAAGUAGGCAAAUGUUAUUGAAAGAAAUUGAUGAUUUGAAAAAAUUAAAUAUGGAAAUUAAUGUAGAGAAUAGAAUAUUAUUACAGAAUACAAAAAAAUUUAAAAAUCCAUUAAAUUCACCAGACGAAUUAUCUUUAGAUGAUAGUAAUAUGAAUAGUAAUUCUAAUUUUACUUUCCCAACAAAGGAAGAAUUUUAUGAAACAAUGGUUAUUGAUACAAUUAAAAAUAAUAAAGUCAAUAAAACUUUUAAGCAUAUAGAUGGUACCUUUAAUGAGCAAUCUUUGAUUAAACAAAAUACACAAUUUACAAACGAAAUAGGUCAACAAUUCUUAACAGUGCCGGCAACGUGGAAUUAUUUAUCUAAAGUAUCUAAAACAGAAGAUUUCGACAUGUAUUUUGUAAUGCAAAGUUUGAGAGGUAAUGAGGUUUGUGAUGAACAUGGUCCAUCUUAUCCAAAGGUACUAAUAGAUGAGCUUGUUGCAAAAGCGUCAGAAAAGUAG